ACAGUAUACUCGUCACGGGACAUUGCUAAUCGCAAUAGAAAACCAUAUUCAUUCACUAACUCACUUUAUUCUUUUCUACCAGCUUGUCUACAUCACCGUGGCCGUACCCUACAUCCUCAUCUUUAUCUUCCUCAUCCGGGGCUGUCUACUUCCGGGGUCAGCUGAAGGAAUAUACUACUACAUCUAUCCCAAGUUUGACAAGCUCACAGACCCUAAAGUGUGGAUUCAGUCGUGUAGUUUCGCCCUGGCUUCCAUGGGUAUAGCCAUGGGGUGCAUAAUUACUAUGUCUGGACACAACAGAAUGGACAACAACUGCUUCAGGGAUGUAAUAAUAGUUUGCCUGAUGGAUUCACUCUCGAAUGUGUUCUUCGGCUUCGCUUUCUUCUCUAUCGUUGGCCACGCGGCCUAUCAACGUGGAGUAACCGUCGAUGCGUUUGAAUCAUCUGGGUUUGACCUUGCCUUCAUCGUCUACCCCGAAGUGGUUUCCACUCUCCCCCUACCACAGCUGUGGUCUGUGCUGACCUUUGUGACUUUGAUGUCUCUGACUAUCGAUUCUAUGGUACCAUGUGUGGAGAUACCCUUAGCUGCCUUGGAGGAUAUGUUUCCCAAGCUGAUGAAGCGACACUGGUUCUUCCUCAGUGCUGUGCUCCUCAGUCUCUUCCUGUUUGGUCUGAUAUAUACGUCACAGGGUGGGAUAUUCGUGGUGACGCUGGUUGACUGGUACACCUUCUUCCCAUCAACGCUCGUGAUUGGCAUCCUUGAGUGCAUUGCUGUCAGCUGGUGUUAUGGAACAAAAAGACUUCAGGAAGACGUCCGUGCGAUGUGGGGAAAGACAAUACCUCGGGUCAUGGUCAUAUCUUUCCAGUUUCUGUGCCCCCUAUUUUUAGCUGUGAUCUUCUGCUACUCUCUCUACUCCUACCGACCCCCAAAGUACCAUGACUACAUCUACCCUACCUGGGCAACAGCUGUUGGAUGGCUCAUAACCUUUGUGACACUCCUGCCAUUACCGACUGUUUUCAUCUGGACGGUUUACAACAGUCCAGGGGCAACUAUGAAAGAGAAAUUGAAGAAAUCUCUCGAACCAAAUGAAUACUGGAGACGAUCACCGCAGGAGGAAGAUGUCACUGAUGUGUUACAGCCAAUGGCUAUACUUCCGGCUUACACCGGCUAACAAGGGAAAUGUGUAAAGUCUUGAGAAGCCCAAUUAUUUGUCUUUAGAUCUUUUCUAGUAAUAUAUUUCUGCACACA
Messenger RNA from Haliotis rufescens (red abalone), 1248 nucleotides. RefSeq names its product sodium- and chloride-dependent GABA transporter 3-like. Gene Ontology annotation, cellular component: membrane. NCBI's taxonomy places the organism in Eukaryota, Metazoa, Mollusca, Gastropoda, Lepetellida, Haliotidae. Gene Ontology annotation, biological process: sodium ion transmembrane transport. The transcript is spliced from 9 exons. Bases 254 to 1171 code for a protein of 305 amino acids. The record is from RefSeq and is a predicted model, not a curated record.